AUGAUGGAUGAUAAGCGACCGUUUCGUCCAGCAGCACGAGACGUAAUUAUCCAACAAGCACCCUCCUAUCAAUCCACUCAGCCCAGGAUCCUUAUACAAGAGACAAGCGCACAACCGUUGGCAGCACCUGCAUUAUUUCUUCAGCCACAACCACCCGUCGCUGCUCUGCCAGCUGUUGCUGUCUCAUCUACUGCUCCGAUGAUGGCGACUCCAGCAGUCGUAACAGGACCAGCACAACUCCCUGUUGGUCCCUUCCCAGUUGCAACGCAUCCAGUUCCCAUGGCACCGAUCAUGCCUUCUGCUCCUAUCCAGGCCCCACCAGCUCUUCCUCCUCAAUCACCACCAAUACCAUCGUACAAUGUGCCUCAAAUGAUCAACGCGUUGCCUCCACCUACGGCAGAGAUCCACCCUGCUCCCCCAGGACCCGCUCCGUCUGAUUACCAAAUGCAAGCCUACCAGCCAAAGACCUAUCUCAGCAGUGCUCCUAAUGCCAAGAGACUGCGACUGUAG
Messenger RNA from Necator americanus (New World hookworm), 510 nucleotides. RefSeq lists its product as uncharacterized. The record is from RefSeq and is a predicted model, not a curated record. The transcript is spliced from 7 exons. NCBI's taxonomy places the organism in Eukaryota, Metazoa, Nematoda, Chromadorea, Rhabditida, Ancylostomatidae. The coding region runs from base 1 to 510 and encodes 169 amino acids.